Messenger RNA from Rhizopus microsporus ATCC 52813, 1979 nucleotides. RefSeq lists its product as uncharacterized. The coding region runs from base 145 to 1818 and encodes 557 amino acids. The record is from RefSeq and is a predicted model, not a curated record. Gene Ontology annotation, biological process: response to cation stress. The transcript is spliced from 5 exons. NCBI's taxonomy places the organism in Eukaryota, Fungi, Mucoromycota, Mucoromycetes, Mucorales, Rhizopodaceae.
GACUUUUUUUAAUAACGUUUCAGGUAGUACGGUAACACAGAACUAUUGUAACCUUUCCAGCAUAAUCCUUAUAAAACCCAAUGUCCUUUUCACUUUUUUGUUCCUUUUACCCCCUUUUUUUCUCUUGUACAAGUACUAGAAACUAUGUCCUCUUCUCCUGAAGGCUGGUUUUUCAUUAAAAAUUUGAAUAACGGCUACGUUUUGUCAGUCGAAAAGUUCGCGGCUGGUGAACCUGUGGUUAUCGCCUCCAUCCGUAGUAAGGAUGUUGACUCACAGCUCUGGCAACAUAGCGAAGAUGGUCGCCUUCACAACAAGAAGACCGGAUUUGUUCUCGAUAUUGCUAAAGGUGCUGCGAAAGCUGGCUCUGAUGUGAUCGUUCAAAGAGACUCAAACUCCUCUGAUGGUCAAACCUUUGGUUUCUCUUCUGACGGCCACAUUUAUCUGGCAAAAGAUUCUAACCUUGUACUUGGAAUCAAGGACUCCUUCUUCUCUCGUCGUGAAGGCCAACAUGUUCAUCUACAGUUGGUUGACAAGAAAAAUGUCAAGGAACGCAAGGAGCAGCGCUGGGAAUUUGUCUUGCCUGCAAAGCGUACCACGGUUGGUUCUGUUAUUUCUGGUUCCGUUGAUAGUUUGAAGCGUACUAUUAGUGGUGCUUCUCUCGGUAGCAUUAGUACAUCCUCUCUUCAUUCUCAUCAUGAUGAAGAAGGCUGUCUUGACGAGUCUGCUCAUUUUCAAUCGGAUAACUUCCCUGAAAACGAGUUCUUUAUUAAGUCUGAAUCUACCGGUUACUUCGUUGGCGUUGACGCUACUUCCGUCAAUGGUCCCGGUAGCAAAUUGUCUCUUGAACCUCUCCGUAAAACUAAUUAUGAAAGCCAACUCUGGCAUUAUGACGCUUUAACGGGUCGCUUGAUUAACAAAGCCUCUGGCUUCGCUUUAAGUGCUGAAAACAUAUCUGAUGAAGCCCCUAUUUGCCAAUCUCCACUGUCUUCUGAUAAGGAUUUAACUAAACAAGCCUGGGCCUUGGGUUCUUCUGGCUCUAUCCGCUUAAAGAGUGAUCCACACUAUGUUCUCGGUUUCAAGGAUAAUUGGUUUAACUUGAACCGUGAAGGUGCUAAUGUCUUACUUCAAAAACAAAGUGACCACAAAGUCCACUCUCAUCAAAAGUUUGUUAUUGUUCUUCCUAUUUUCAAAAAGAAAACUACUGAAAUUGUCUCUGCUACCGAGCAAAUUGGUGUAUUUCCCGAGGGCUACUUUUUUAUCAAAAAUCAAAAGCACGGUCUUGUCAUUACUGUUCUUGAAACUGAGAAGCUUGCUGCACAAGUUAUCGCUACUAAACUGGAUAUGCAAAACUAUAACCGUCAACUCUGGACUCACAAAGACGGAUUUCUAUUUAAUAAGGCUUCAGGAUUGGUGUUGGACGUACGCGGUGGUUGUAUAGUUGAUGGUUCCGAGCUUUGCCAGUAUAAGCAAAAGUCAGAAGGUUAUGAAAAUCAGCAAUGGGGUCUAUCUGUUGAAGGUUUUAUUCAUGCCAAGACUCACAAGGACAAGGUACUUGCUAUUGACGCACAAUCAGGAGAAAAGGCAAACCUCGUUUUGGCCUCCAGGAAGACACCCGAACUGUCCAAAAGUCUGUUACUCAUCAUCAUUAUGCCCAAUACCCAAGCGGCUGGUUCUUCAUCCGCUCUUUUACCAGUGGCAGUACUAAUGAAUCUCCUCUUGUUCUUACUGCAAACGUUUCCGGAGACUCCUUUACUUUGUCUAAAAUCAGCAAGGAGGACUGGCGUUACCAACUUUGGAUGCACUGGAAUGGUAUUUUAAUCAAUUUUGCCACCCAGUUGGCUAUUGAUGUUAACAACGUCGCAGUUGGAUCUACCAUCCGUCAGGAAUUACGCCAGGCUAACUCUGUGUCUCAGAAAUGGUUCAUUACCACAGAAGGUUAUCUCGUUCAUGGCUCAAAUUCGGCACUUUCUCUUAUCCCA